UCUUGUUUCCGGAAGCGGAAGCAUUGCACUUUAUGAAGUUUUGGAAUAGUUUGGCAGAUGCUUAGGUGCACGAGAUACUUCGUAAUUGUCUGCGCGCUUUCAACAACACGUCCUAUUGAGAGAUGGUGACCCGCCCCCCACUGUAGUAUCCAAGCCAAGGACAUGGAGGAGUGCCAGUCUUCCCCAGCCAUAUUUAAGAGGAGGGCCUGGGCUGAGAGCCGAGACUCCUGGCAGGCUUCUGAGUCGCAGUACCAGGGCACAGAAGAGCCACUCUCUGCCAAGCCUAUGGAGGAUAAGCCUUCGGCAGCCACUCAGCCAGGUCCUAUUCCAAACAAAAUAGCGAGCUGGCUUAGAGACUGCAGGACUCCUCUUGGCGCCUCAUUGGACGAACAGAGCAUCAGUCCAUCCAAAGGGCCAAUAAAGAAUGGCUGUAGCUUUGAAGAUGACCUGUCCCUGGGAGCCGAGGCCAAUCACCUCCAGAACAGCAGCAAAAUACCAGAGGCUAAUGGCUAUGAAAUGCCAGCCAAGACCAAGAGGAGCCAGUUCAAACAGAAGGGAAGAAGCAUGAACUCCACAGGUUCUGGCAAGAGUAGUGGCACAGUGUCCAGUGUUUCAGAAUUGCUGGACCUCUAUGAGGAGGAUCCAGAGGAGAUCCUGUACAACCUUGGUUUUGGGCGAGAGGAGCCUGACAUCGCCUCCAAAAUCCCUUCACGAUUCUUCAACACCUCAUCAGGCGCCAAUGGCAUUGACAUCAAAGUUUACCUGGGAGCCCAGAUUCAACGCAUGGAGCUGGAGAACCCGAACUACGCCCUGACAAGUCGUUUCCGACAGACAGAAGUGCUGGCUACAGUAGCAAAUGUCUUCUCAGAGAUCUACUCCCAGGUGUCUGGAAGACCAAUGGAACUAAUCGGCAACAGCGAAAUAGAGACGAUAAAACCCUCUCCGCUAAAAAGGAACAAUUCUGCUUUGAAUGCGGCCAAGAUCCUGAAGCGUAGCAUAACAAAACAGAACCUGUUGGCCUCUACCACAGAGGUAACCGCCAAUCAGCCUAGACCGUUGCAACUGGACAGUGAAGAAGGUGUGAACCCCAUACGAGACGGACAGACAGAUUUCGAGCAGAAGCCGCAGCAGAAGAUCUUUAGGAAAAUGGAUUCUUUUCUAGCCACAGUGACCGAGGAGGCUCAGCAAGGUAUCUUAGAGGCUUCCCUCAAUGGAGAUUUCCAAGGACCUUUAGCUAAAGACUCCACGUUAAUGAAUGGUCAUCACUCCCCCUUGCACGACUCUGAGGUACCAGCUCUGGAAAUAGAUAUGCUAGAUUCCCCAGUCCUGGUGAGCAUCAGUCGAGCAUCUGACGAAAGCAAUUGUGGCCUCAUAAGACAAUCAGAACUUGAUAUUGUGCACCAGGAAGCCAUCACUUCCAUCCUAGACAAAGAGCCAUCCAACCUGCUACCCAACCCGCACAUAGCCCACCUGCUCAGCCAACACAGAGACUCCUUUGAGAUGGAGGAGUUGCAGAGUAAUGAGGAUGAGGCACUGCCUGUGCCUUGUGGCAUGUCCAGAACUGGCAGUGAGUGGUUAUUGAGGACUGCCAGCCAACAGUCUGAUAGCAGUGGGUUUGCUGAGGACCCAUCCACAGACGGUUCGGGUAAUCACCUAAAGGUACAGGAAAGCUCAGACAGCUGUGACAGUGAAACAACAGUAACAUCACAUGCAGGCGAUGUCAGCACUCCCUUAGCAUUGGAAUACCCUAACUUUGAUGCCCAUCCUCAGCCCAGUAGAUGCACCUCAAACCAGAGUGAAGCCAAUCGAGAAGUAACCGAGUUCACCAGCCUCCAAAUUCACAAUCCCAAUGGCCCUCUCUUUUCUCUUGAACAACACUUUGAUAGGGAACCCACAGUGGAGUCUAGUUCCACCACAAACUCUUCAGAAGUGGGUUCUUCCAUGGUUGUAGAGCCUACAACAGAUUCCAUCUCAAAUAUAGACUCUACCCCUGUCCCCAUAGCUGAUGGGUGCAACAUUUCCCAGUCUGGGGAUCCUCCAGAUCUACCAGACUCUGAGGAUCUACAUCUAUCUGGGCCAGAUCUUUCUUCUGCUCCUGAGUUUUUGGCUGAGGCUGACACUGCUCAUGAUCUUGAUACCUCAUCUGGUCAAGAACAAUGCCACAUUACGACUCAAACUAAGCAGAUGGCCUUCCACACCACCCAGCAGAGGUCAUCUUCUGUAUGCGAGGAGCGUCCUGGCCGAGUCUGGGUGAGGGACAGGGACUUGCUCACAAAAAGAGGAAACUUGGAGAGAAAUCCUCUAUGGAGAUCAAGCUCUCUCCCAACCUCUCCGGUCAACCCAGCUCGUGUAGUCACCUCCUUGCGCAUCCAACUCGGAAGGGGGUCAGUCAAGCACUGUACUCCACCAUCGUACAUGUACCGCUAUGACGAGGAGAUCUGUGCCAACCAGGAAGAGGUGGGUUCCAUUAGAGAAGAUGAUGUCGAAUGUGUCGGAUGCCAAUCUACACACUUUAAUUCUGCUCCAGAUGGACAUGGGACAAAUGUGGAAAGGGGACAUCCUCUAAACCUACCCCAGCAUAUGACUCGCUCAUCAAGUUCUCUUUAUAGUGUCCCUGCUGAUUGGCCUCAGAGGCCCCUUGGGGAGGGCCGACCUUGGAGCACAUGUAGUGUACCGAACCUACCUCAUUUCACAAGCCCUGCCCACCAUCCUCCUCAUGGCCCCUUCCUGUCUCCACACCACAGAGUUGCCUACAACUCACCUUACCCCACAAGUCUUGCAACUAAUCCCCAACAAAAUCACUUCCCUCAAACACAGAGCUACCCUCCGCUACAAAAUUCACCCUAUCCUCAACCACUUCAGAACAAUACCUAUAUGCCAUCACAGGAGGCACCACAGAACAUUAAUUUUGCUCACCCGAACAGUACACCCUACAACCCUUUGGGCCCCUUCCAUUCAUCUUAUAACCAUUCUCAGGGCACUCCCUAUGGCCCUUCGUUCAACAUGCACGUCGGUCCUUACCAACCUCACAUCCCUCUCGGACAAUCCCACUGCUCCCCCUACAGUCUUUCCUACAACAACUGUCCUCAUCACCCCGGCGCCUCCUACGGUCAUCCGUUUUACUCUUCUCCCUCCUACCCUUUAUCUUUUGGGACCCCCCGUGCACUGGCCCCUGUGGUGGGCAGCACAGAGAUGCAGCUCAGGCGAGUCCUGCAUGAUAUUCGUGGAACAGUGCAGAACCUCAGCGAGAGCUCGUCCGUGCGAGGAAACGACACACCCACAGACAGGAUCAGUACACCGCUCACCAUCCAACCGCUAUAUGAGGAGCUGCAGAUGCGGCGCAGGAGUCUGAACGUGUUCCGGACUCAGAUGAUGGAUCUGGAGCUCGCUCUCAUGAGACAGCAGUCUAUGGUCUACCAGCAUCUUAGUCCGGAUGAGAGACAGGAGGCAAAUCAACUUCAAACGCUGCGCACUGCAGUCAGACAGGAGCUCCAAGAACUCGAACUGCAGCUGGAGGAUCGGCUGCUCUCUCUCAAUGAACAGAUGCGCAGCAGCUCCCAGCACAGCAGCAUCUACCGCUACCACAUGGGCAUGCACAGAGGUCACAGCAUGGACAGUCUGUCUAAUUCUUCAGCUCUGCAGGCCAUGGAGCCGGUAACCGACCUCCUAAGGGAGCAGUUGUAUCUUCAGUCUGAGCUGGGAUAUGAAGCUGUCACACCCAGUUCAGGGCACUCAUCGCGGGCGUCCAGUCCAGAAACAUUGAACCGAACACUUGAGUCCUGCUCUCCUUCCACACAGAGAGGUGGCAUUUUCCGGGCCACCCUCAAUCUCAUGCCCACUGUCCCUCCACGGCCUGGAGUUAAGGUUCCUCAGUCUGUAUCACCAGAAAUGACGGAGCACAGCCUGUCACCACACACCUCCUUCGAUUUGAGUAGAGAUGAGGAUGAGUCAUUUGAUGGUCGGAUAAGCAGAACCCUGGAAGACUGCAGGGCCACAGAGUGGAGGAGUAUAAAUGGAGGCAAUGGUGACCUGAAACAUUUUAUUCAGGAGAUUAAAGAAAGCAUCACGCAUGAAAUCAGACAAGAGAUUUUGAAUGAGCUCUUGGCUGCAGUGUCGACUCCGAGAUCUCCUCUGCCAGCAAGAAAGCCCCCUGUGUGAGCAGCAAGACAGAUGCUUGAGCAGGUGAAGAAGCGAAUCCUGUGAAACAGUCAUACUAAACACUGGUUAAAGCCUUGCACUGCGAAUGGCCCAGCCCCUCUUUCUGGUUCUGUCUGUGAAGCCCUUCUGGAUUCUACUGUCUGCUUCUGCAUUACGGUCCAGUUUCUACAUUCUCAGUGGUUGAUAUAUUCAACUGUCCGAACCUACAAAGAACACAUAGCUUAUUGUGGUAUCCGUCUGGUAUAUAUUACAGAAAUGUAAUGAAUCUUUUCGGUGGUAUUUUAGUAUGUGAUGCAGGUCUUGUCGAAGUGUUGAUGGCAGUCUUUAAAAUAAUUGUGGGUGUGUAACGGUUUCUAUGUAUGUGAGUGUGUGUUUAAAUGUUUGUUUGUCUGUCUUGGACAAAGUGUCUACUGUAAUCAUGUUGUCUAAUGCAACCUCUGUGAGGAACUAACUGUGCAAUACAUUUAACUUUUUUCCAAACUUGAACUGACCAAUCACAACUACUGUCCUACUUUCAUAAUGUACACAGCUGUCUUCAUUUUCUAGUUCAUGUUGAUAGUUUGUGACAUACUGUAUAAAUAGAUAAGACACUUAAAAGGAUAGUUCAACAAAAUUAAAAUUCUGACAUGACUGAACACAAAAGGAGAUUUUGAGCAGAAUGUUUGCCUCAGUCACCAUUCACUUUCACUGCAUCAUCUUUCCAUUCAAUGAAAGUGAAUGUUGACUGUGACUAAAAUUAUACCUAACAUCUCCUUUGUGUUCCACAGAAAUAAAGUCAUACAGGUUUGGAACAACACGAUAGUUAACUGAACUAUCUCUAAGCUUUAAAAGUACAUUCAUAAAUGGAUUUAUCUGUGAGAAGAUGAGCACUAAAUUCUCUUUAUACGCUAGCACAUUCUUAAAGAGGAAGGUCAUCCAAAAAAAAAAUUUCUCUUAACUUUGACACCCUCGUGCCAUCCCAGAUUUGAAUGACAUUUUCUUCUGCAUAACACAAACAAAGAUUUUUAGAAGAAUCUCUGUAGAUCCAUACAAUGCAAGUAAAUGGUGACCAAAACUUUAAAGCUCCAAAAAACACAAAGGCAGCAUAAAAGUAAUCCAUGUCUUCUGAAGUGAUCCAGUUUGUUUUGGUCUCCUUGGUGAUCAUGAUUUCAAGCUUGAUUACAGUUUCUAGUGCUCUGGGCAUGUGUCACGCACUGGGAAGUGUAAUCAAGCUUAAAAUUCUGAUCGUGCCUAUAGACUGCAAUGGCAAACUGUAAAGUGAAAAAGGAUUCAUAUUUUGGUCAAAACUGAUUGGAUCGCUUCAGAAGACAUGGAUUAAACCACUGGAGUUUUAUGGAUUACUUAUAUGCUGCCUGUAUGUGUUUUUUGGAGCUUCAAAGUUUUAGUCACCAUUCAGCAUUGUAUGAAUUUACAAAGCUGAAAUAUUCCACUAAAAAUCUUAAUUUGUGUUCUGCAGAAGAAAUAUAGUCAUACAUAUCUGGGAUGGCAUGAGGGUGAGUAAAUGACCAGAUAAUUUUAUGGGUGAACUGUUUCUUACAUUCUUACAGACAGCAGCUGUCAAAUCUAAUGUUUUGAGAUGAGGAUUUAAAGAGCAAAGAAUUGAAAGUUUUUGUCUUUUCCUCCAUGUGAAUGAAAGAACAUAGGAAAUGUUUUAAUGAUGUACUUUUGUUUUAAUCUAAACUGUAAUCAAUUGUCAUACUAAUUGAUUGAUAUGACUAAGGGGAUAUGUUCCCUUUUCACCUGGGAUGCAUGAGGGAUCAUCUUUAAUGCAAAUC
This is a messenger RNA of Xyrauchen texanus (razorback sucker), 5933 nucleotides long. Its product is annotated as protein ITPRID2-like. The transcript has 19 exons. The coding region runs from base 163 to 4158 and encodes 1331 amino acids. The record is from RefSeq and is a predicted model, not a curated record. Lineage: Eukaryota; Metazoa; Chordata; Actinopteri; Cypriniformes; Catostomidae. Gene Ontology annotation, molecular function: signaling receptor binding.